Molecule: messenger RNA, 447 nt
Organism: Phytophthora sojae
Lineage: Eukaryota; Oomycota; Peronosporomycetes; Peronosporales; Peronosporaceae
Exons: 2
Source: RefSeq, a predicted model, not a curated record
GAAGACGAAGGCAUGCUGCUGCUCCUGUGCGAGGCCUUCAAGGCGCACAACGAGCGCGUGCGCGACGCUCACCGCGACGUCCACCAGCUGAUGCUGGAGGAGGAAUGGUGCAUCGCCAUGCGCACGCGUCAUUACCUGACUACACGGUGUCUCGAUGCACCGUGUGAGUCCGCAUGGAUGACCCUCUACAUGUACGGCUCUGAUGUGAAUUUUCUGAACGUAACGCGUUUAACCAGCCUCCAUGUCUGUAGAGGGGCUUUUCAUCAGUUGCUGUCUAGGUUUGCUAGCUUCUACGACCUCCCUCCUCCGUCAUCACGAGGCCGCCCCCCAAAGUUGCGCUACCUACACCAGGUUCUGGGGCUCGUACUGAGCUUCUACGUGGGCUCUAUGGAACAGAGCUCACUGUGCAUCAUGUUCGGGGUGCCGCCGAGCACUCUAUCACGAACG